Molecule: messenger RNA, 1607 nt
Organism: Anastrepha obliqua
Lineage: Eukaryota; Metazoa; Arthropoda; Insecta; Diptera; Tephritidae
Gene: eIF3e
Product: eukaryotic translation initiation factor 3 subunit E
Exons: 3
Coding region: 126-1430 (434 amino acids)
Biological process (GO): translational initiation
Cellular component (GO): eukaryotic translation initiation factor 3 complex; nucleus; cytoplasm
Molecular function (GO): translation initiation factor activity
Source: RefSeq, a predicted model, not a curated record
UAUUUCUUUUUGACUCCUCUUUUGAAAAAAAGCGACGACAAAGUCGAGUCAGCACGUUAUUUUUACGCGAUUUUAUUGUGGAGCAGUGAGAAAUAUCCUUAAAUUGUGCAAAAUAAUAAUACAAAAUGGAACAAUUUGAUUUAACAAAGAUUAAUUGCCAAUUUUUGGACAGGCAUCUUACUUUUCCACUGUUGGAGUUUUUGUGUGGAAAGGAGAUUUACAAUCAACAAAAACUUUUAGAAUACAUCCUAGAGACAGUGAACAAAACAAACAUGAUUGAUUACACUAUGGACACUCGCAAACGAUUGAAUCUUAGUCAGGAGAUGCCGGAGGAAUUGGUGCAACGCAAAGCUGAGGUGCUGGCUACACUAAAGCAAUUGCAAAAUGAAGUGGCUCCUAUUAUGAAAGCCACCGACAUUCUUAAGAAUGGUGAAAGCAUGAAAGACUCCAAGACUUUCGUUAAUGCUUUGCAAAAGGAUUAUAACUUUAAGGUGGAACAUUUGGAGAGCGCAUACAAACUGGCUAAGUAUUUGUAUGAGUGCGGUAACUAUCAGGAAUCGACGUCUUAUUUGUAUUUCUGCUUGAUUGUCAUGUCACCAAAUGAUAAGAACUACUUAAAUGUCCUAUGGGGAAAAUUGGCUGCCGAAAUUUUGACUCUAAAUUGGAACACAGCGCUAGAAGAUUUAACACGUCUGCGGGACUACAUCGAUAAUGCUAAUUUUUCAACAAUUCAAGCGCUUCAACAACGUACAUGGCUGAUCCACUGGUCCGUGUUGGUGUUCUUUAAUCAUCCCAAAGGUCGAGAUCUGAUCAUUGACAUGUUUCUUUACAAACCUCUGUACCUAAACGCCAUUCAGACAAUGUGCCCACACAUAAUGCGUUACUUAGCUACUGCUGUCAUCAUUAACCGUACACGCCGUAAUGCAUUAAAAGACCUUAUCAAGGUGAUCCAACAAGAGUCUUACACUUACCGUGAUCCCAUCACGGAAUUUCUUGAAUGCCUCUAUGUGAACUUUGAUUUCGAAGGUGCUCGUUUAAAACUUCAUGAAUGCCAAACCGUAAUAUUGAAUGACUUUUUCAUUGUCGCGUGUUUAAAUGAGUUCGUUGAAGAUGCACGUCUUAUGAUCUUCGAAACAUUCUGUCGUAUUCAUCAGUGUAUCACCAUUAGUAUGCUUGCCGACAAGCUGAAUAUGAAACCCAAUGAAGCAGAAUGCUGGAUUGUAAAUUUAAUUCGUAAUGCACGUCUAAAUGCAAAAAUCGACUCUAAAUUAGGUCAUGUGGUGAUGGGAACCCAACCACUGAGCCCUUAUCAACAACUGGUCGAAAAGAUUGACUCAUUGUCUAUGCGCUCAGAACAUUUGGCCGGUUUAAUAGAACGCAAAAAUAAGCAAAAGAAUCCUGAAUCGAUUGAUUCGUGGAAGUAUUAUUAAGCGACGUUUUUAAAUUUCCAGAAAUAAACUAUAAUUUGUAACACGUUUAAAUUAUUAUCAAACGCCAAGGGCCUUAAUGACCAGUGCCCUGGGUGAAUGUCAAAAAUUCAUUUUUAUAUAAACAAUGUAAAGAUUAAAAAGGCUAGAAUAAAACAACAACUACAAUUCGGGCUGCAA